AUGGAAUUCAAGUCUGAUGCCUAUGAGCUAAAACCUAGGAUAAAGUCAGACUGUAUAGUGGUCGACUGGAUUGGGAGGAAUCUCUACUGGGUGGAUGGGACGGCUGGCCAGAUUUUGGCAAUUCAGCUGACUGCCGUUUGGAGAGGGAAAUCUGAACAUACAAUUGUCCUGGAUAAGGACUUGACUCAACCACAGUCUUUGGCUUUAGAUCCCCUAAAUGGGCUAAUGUACUGGUCUGAAAUCGGAGGAGAACCUCAAAUAGCACAAGCUGGGAUGGAUGGUAGUGGCAGAAAAAUACUCAUCAGUCAAAGUCUUGGCCAGCCAACCAGCGUAACUCUUGACCAGUUGAGUCAGAAGAUAUUCUGGUCUGAUUACAAAUUUCACUGUAUUGGCUCUGCUAAUCUAGAUGGUACUGGUAUCCAUAUAUUGCAGCUAACACAGAUCAAGAACCCCUUUUCGGUCACUGUGUUUGAAGAUGAAGUCUUCUGGUCCGAUAUGAAGAUGAGAGCAGUACAGCGCAUGAAGAAGACGACAGGCAAGAACAGGGCUGUCCUCAUCAAGCGUUCCCAACAGCCUUAUGGACUCAAGAUAAUGCACGAAGUGCUCCAGCCCAAGUCUCCUAAUCCUUGUCUGGACACUGGCUGUUCUCACUUGUGCCUUCUGAGCCCACGAUCCAAGGGAAGCUGUCACUGCCCAGUGGGACUCCUGCUUGCAGAUGAUGGCAUCACCUGUGUUCCGCUCGAGGAGUCUGCGUUUCUGUUCCUCGCAUUGCCCACAGGUGUCAUGCAGAUUUAUCUGAAAAAUCUAGAAACUUUACUAGGACAACCAACUUUACCAGAACAUAGGAUACUUCCUUUUACCAAUGUGAACCAGCUUGCAUCCCUGGACUACAUAGUCCAGGAAAAGGCUCUCUACCUUUCAGAGUUGGGUACUGGUGAUAUCAGGCUCCUGAGGCUCAAAGAAUCUGGAAGUCUCUCUUGGAGGAAAAUCUUAUCUGUGGAGGGAACAGUGAUUGACCUCGCGGUGGACUGGUUGAGUGGAAACAUAUAUUGGAUUGACAGUGAGAAUCCUCACAUCAAUGUUGCUUCCUCGAAAGGCCAAUAUCCCACUGUCCUGUUCAGUGAAAAUCUCUACCACCCCACCUCAGUUGUGCUCCAUCCACCCUCUGCAGUCAUGUGCUUUGUGGACCUGGGUUCCCAGGAUGAUAGUAGGCGUGGGUCCAGCAUUGAAUGUGCCUCCAUGGACGGCAGCAGAAGGAAGGUGCUGUGGCAGAGAUCCCAGGUCCCUGAGGGCCUGACUUUUUCAGAUUCGGGAACCCGAGUUUACUGGGCUGAUACUGGGAGAGGACUCAUAGAGAGCAUUCAACAAGAUGGCUCUAGAUACAGAGUAGACCGCAGAGGAAUUGAGGGCCUUAACCUCUUUACAUUUGGCCAAGGCAUGAUGUUCUGGACGACAAUGGAUGAUGAUGCCCAAACCAUUAAGGUUUGGUAUAGCAGGACAGAACUUUCAGAAAACCAGUGGUUCCAAAUAGACCAGAAGAUUGUGGACUUAAAAGUUUAUAGUAGACUUAGUCAACAGGGUAGUAACAGUUGCUCGAAAGACAAUGGUGGCUGCAGCCAUAUGUGUUUACCAAACCCUGAAGGACUGACUUGUAAAUGCCCCAGUGGGUACUCCUUGGCUAACGUAAGCAAAUGUGUUGAAGCUGUCCUGUGCUCUGAGCUGUCCCAGUCCUGUAAGGAUGGUCAGAAAUGCAUUUCCAUGGAGCAAGUUUGUGAUGGUCAUGCUGACUGUCCGGAUGGAUCUGAUGAGAUGAGCUGUAUCUAUCCAGAUAAAACCCAUUCAACACCAACAUCUAAAAAUGCAGAGGCUGGAAAAAGGUUGACUCCAGAAGCCUCUCUACCUCUCCGAGCUACAAAGCCCACCAAGGCCAGAUAUCCGAGUCUAGAAGGGGUGAAUUAUCCUGUUGGGAAAACACUAAUCCCUCCAAUUUCUGCUAGAGAAAGCAAGAUCUCCGAAACCAAGGAAAAAGGCGAGCUUGUUCAGCCCAAGGACCCACAGAAGGCAAAACAUCUGCCCUGUAGCACGGAUUUCUGUAAUGGGAGGGGAAUCUGUACCCUCCUACGAGGGCUGAGAAAGUGCCGCUGCCUGAUGGGAUACAGUGGAGAGUUCUGUGAAGAGCCAGCACGUGGACCUGCACCUGGCUACAUCGCCCUCAGCUUAACCGUUGUCUUAUCAGUUGUUCUAGUAGCUCUGGGAGCAUUUGUCUAUUUCAGAAGAGCACACAAAUUAAAAAGAAAUCGUGCAGCGGCAUCGAGAAAUUUGACCCCCCGUGAAGAAAAUGGCCAAGAAGAGGAGAAUCUAAUGAAUAGUGAGACUUUUGUCAAUGAAGCCUAUGAUGAGCAGGUAUGCCUGGGAAGGGUCUUUGAGGAGAACAGAUUGUGAGAUACAGCCAAAGAAUGCCCCUUCUGAAAAGUCUGAGCUGGGUGACAGUAGGCAGUGUUAACUCACAGAGCUUUUUGUGUUGGGUGAAUGAUGCUAUUAUGUGUUUUAAACUAAUGUUCAGUAACUUGUUUAUCUUUAGUCUCCAUUCAGUCUCUAGUUCCAACCAAAGUGAAAUGUGCAUGAAGUAGUGAUCAAGACAUUCAGAUUUUGGUGAACUUCCACAAGGGGCUCAGUUCCAUGGUAGGGUGGGAUGUUAUUAGAGUUAGUUGGAGUUACCCCUAAAAUUAUGCCCCCCCUGUGAUCUCUCCUAAUCUCCCCUUCACUCAACUACCUCUGUGUUUUGUUUUAACGUAGUGUGUAUUCAGGGCUACCUGGCUCAGUCAGUAAAGCAUAUGAUUCCUGAUCUCAGGGCCUAAUAACUUCAAGGCCCACACUGAACAUAGAGCUUACAUAAAAAAAAGAAUAAACAAAUAAAUAUUUUAAAACAUAUCUAUAUCUAUAUCAAGGGGCACCUGGCUGGCUCAGUCACUGGAGCAUGUGACUCUUGAUCUCAGGGUUGUGAGUUCGUGCCCCACGUUGGGUGUAGAGGUUACUUAAAAAAUAAAAUCUUAGAAAAAAAACAACUAUGUUAGUGUAUAUUCUCUGAU
Messenger RNA from Nyctereutes procyonoides (raccoon dog), 3089 nucleotides. RefSeq names its product low-density lipoprotein receptor-related protein 5-like. Lineage: Eukaryota; Metazoa; Chordata; Mammalia; Carnivora; Canidae. The record is from RefSeq and is a predicted model, not a curated record. Bases 1 to 2442 code for a protein of 813 amino acids. Gene Ontology annotation, molecular function: protein binding. The transcript has 11 exons.